CUCGGAUUCGAAAACGGCCUAGAGGCUUUCUCCCCAGACACAAUCUCCUCGCAACGACCUCAGCCCCGUACACUCGACGUCUGGAAUCACCUCAGGCCCAUCGCCCGAAUGGCAAGGAUUGGGCACAAGAAGUCCCGCAACGGUUGCUCCCGUUGUAAAGAGCGAAAGGUCAAGUGCGACGAGCGGCGUCCAUGCGGCGCCUGUGUCAAACUCCGCGACUGUUGUAGUCUUUCUCCGUCAUCUAGCAAGAUCAAUGGGGCAUCCAGUGCUCAAACUCCGCCGGAUGCGAGGGCAAGACGACGGGAAGAGAUCGUGCUGGCCACUCCCAGUGCCUCGCCUCCUCGAACCAAUCUCGCAGAUCCACCACAUCCAGUGUUCGUAUCAGAGCUGUUCUCCCAUAUAACCCAACCUAGUGUGGGCCUUCAACCUUGCGUGGGACUUCAACCUGAACAGGCAUUCAACUGGGCCAUGGACCUGGGCUUGAUGAACCACUACACCUCCCUUACAUCUGGAACCCUGCCAGGAGCCAGCCUGCGAGUGUGGCAAACCGAGAUACCAAAGGAGGCCAUAUCAUACCCGUUCCUCAUGCACCAGAUCCUCGCAGUCUCAGCAUUCCACCUUGCCAGCCUUCAACCGGCUCGAAGCCAGAUACAUUUCACCCAAGCUCUCCAACAUCAGCAGCACGCAAUCUGCGGCAUCAAUGCAGAGGUCUCCAACGUCACCUCCGGCAACUGCCAUGCGCUCUUCGCUGCGUCCUCGCUGCUGUUCAUUGGGGCAUUGGCCGCCUCUUCUCCAGCCCUGCACAAAACCCGCCAGUCUGAAAUGGACAACAUUGUCGAUAUUUUUACUCUCAUCCGAGGCGUGAGCGGCAUCCUAGGCUCUUCCAAAAAGGACAUCCAACAGGGCUCACUUGGAGAUUUCAUGGAUUGCGUUCCUCAUCCGAUAGAAUCCAGGCUACUCAAUCUACUGCUUGAGAAGAUUCCUGAGAUUCGUCGAACUUUGCAUGAAAACAGUACCCAAGCUCUAGCAGACGGAGCAAUUGCCGGUCUUCAGGAAAGUAUUGCCAGAGCUUCAACUACAACUCCUGAGCUUACCGUUGCUAUUGUCUGGCCCAUGACUCUAAAUGAUGACUUUCUUGCUCUUCUGCGCGAACGCCACCCGGCUGCCCUGGUCAUCGUGGCCCAUUAUUGCACAGUCCUUCACGCUGCAGGGUCGGAAUUCUGGUUUAUGAGAGGAUGGGGACGCUGCAUUGCCACUACGAUUGCGGAGUGUCUUACGUCACCGUGGAAGGAGUACAUUGAGUGGCCCUUAGCCUAUAUUGGUGAAGCCUGAGGGCUUGCGUUUCUUUUGGAUAUUGGAUUCCUGGAGGCAAUAACAGAUUGAAUCCCGACAAAAUUAGCGGGCGGAAAUUGCGGAGUACGGACUGGGUCUGCUGGAGCUCGUUGGUGUUGUCUCAUCACUUAAUCAAAUUCAGCACAUUCGUCACUAAAUCGCGAUAAUGUGUAUGGUCUCAUUGCCCCAGAAUAAACCCAUCAUCG
This is a messenger RNA of Ilyonectria robusta, 1538 nucleotides long. RefSeq lists its product as uncharacterized. NCBI's taxonomy places the organism in Eukaryota, Fungi, Ascomycota, Sordariomycetes, Hypocreales, Nectriaceae. The record is from RefSeq and is a predicted model, not a curated record. Gene Ontology annotation, biological process: regulation of transcription by RNA polymerase II. Gene Ontology annotation, molecular function: DNA-binding transcription activator activity, RNA polymerase II-specific; zinc ion binding. The transcript has 2 exons. Bases 109 to 1332 code for a protein of 407 amino acids.